Molecule: messenger RNA, 1377 nt
Organism: Cuculus canorus (common cuckoo)
Lineage: Eukaryota; Metazoa; Chordata; Aves; Cuculiformes; Cuculidae
Product: inositol 1,4,5-trisphosphate receptor-interacting protein-like 1
Exons: 1
Coding region: 1-1377 (458 amino acids)
Source: RefSeq, a predicted model, not a curated record
AUGACUUACAAUGGGGAGGUUAUGAGGGGCACCAGCAGGCAGCCCUGCUGCCCCAGUACAGCCUCGGCCAGCGGUGAGUACGCACGUGGGGGCAGGCUGGGCUGGACAACGGCUGGGACAGAAGCAUGGGCCGCCAGAGGGCUGGCUACUCACUCAGAAUCGAGGGCCCAGCCACUCAGGGAACGCCUUGGGCAAGGCAGUCUGCUGUCAUUGCUGCCAGGGCUGGCCGCAUGCCCUGCCGCCUGCCAGCUGCCUCGUGCCCUCUCCUACCUGCCCACGGUCCCUGCCGCUCCUCUCCCUGCUACCCUACCCUACUCUACGAGCUCCGUCCCUGCCAGCCCCACUCAAUGCCAUCUCUCCCUCGUCCUGCAGGCCAUGGGUGUACUAUUCUUCUUCACUCAGCUUUUGCUGAGCCACAACCUGCCGAUGGUUGGAUAUGACUUGGAUGAGGACACGCGCAAGCGCAUGCAGGAGCAUGAGGAGCAGCUGAGCCAGAUGAUGGCUUGGCUGACAGAGGAGAUGGAGCAGAGAGAGCAGGAGCACAGUAUGGUGGUUUGGGAAGCCCUUCUCUCCACUGUCUUGCAGCAGUGGAAGUUCCAGGCCUUUCUUGGAGUUGUGGUCCUGCUCUUUUGUCUCUGUGCAUUGCUCUGGAAGAACAGCUGUGACCUGAGAAAUAGCAGCAGCACCAUAAGCCUUGAGGGAGACAGCGAAGAGGAUGAAGAUGACUUUAUUAUGGACAGAUUACGAGAGGAGCGCAUGCUUUCGCAACGGCUGGACUUGGACCCAUCAUGGCAGGUCGUGGAAGAGCUGGUGGAUGACCUUAUAUUUGUCUGCCGAUUCUUCUCGAAGAAUAGCUUCGUGCCACAACUGUGGCCACCUGUCAGGCUGGGUGUCUUCCAAGACAGCCAGACUUCCAGAGGAGAAGACCUAGUCUAUCGCCUGCUUGUGCCUCUGGGGCCACCCUGCGGGCACUCUUUCCACCUCAUGCUGGGCCCUGAAAGGGAGGUGCCCAUGAGGAACUCCCGUGUGCGUGUGGAACUGGAGUGUACGUGCACAGGGCGGCAGCGGACGAGGAACAUGCUCUGCUUCCUCCACCACCCUGAGGACCAGCCGAGGAGCCGUCAGGAAGCCAGCCUCCUACAAACCUUCUGCAUCGGCCCAUACCUCAAUGUGCAGAAAACUGCCUUCUGGCUCCAGGUGCUGCUGAAGAUAUCCUUCAUGUUACUGCCUUGCUCACGCACGUACGAACUAACGGUGCUGCCUUCCACACGCUACUGCAGGCUCAAGCUGAUCGACGAUUUUGAGAGCUCCUUCUGCAUUGAGCUCAUCCUGGCGGUGCAGGAAGGCAGCUCGGGCCCAUUGGUGGCCAUGGAGUAG